Messenger RNA from Pseudopodoces humilis (Tibetan ground-tit), 1410 nucleotides. RefSeq names its product eukaryotic elongation factor 2 lysine methyltransferase (gene EEF2KMT). NCBI's taxonomy places the organism in Eukaryota, Metazoa, Chordata, Aves, Passeriformes, Paridae. The record is from RefSeq and is a predicted model, not a curated record. Gene Ontology annotation, cellular component: protein-containing complex.
AUGGCGGAGCCGCGGCCGGGGCUGGCGCUGCGCUUCCAGCGCCGGUUCCUGGCUGCGCGCCCGCUCCGCUCGCUGCCCUGGCCGGAGCUCGAACAAAGCCUGCGCGCUGCGCCGGACUCCGAGCUGCUGGCGGAUAUUCUGCACAAGACAAUUCUUCACCCUCUGUGUGUGAAAUAUCCCCCUUCGGCCAAGUACAGGAGGUGUUUCCUGACUGAGCUUAUCAAAAAGCUUGAAUCCACAGCAGCUGAACCCCUGGAUGAGCUCUACGAGUCACUGGCAAAUGUUCUAAAAGAAGAAGAAUCUACUCACUGUUACAAGAACUACAUAUUGCCCACGGGGGACUGUGUGAGUCUCUCUGAGAGCACAGCGCUGAUCUCUGGGGGCACCACGGGGCUCGUCACGUGGGAAGCUGCUCUGCACCUGGCCCAGUGGGCACUGCAGAACCCCAGCGUGUUCAGGGACAGGACAAUCCUGGAAUUAGGGAGUGGGAUUGGUUUCACUGGAAUUGCCAUCUGCAAAACCUGCCAACCCAGGACAUUCAUAUUUAGUGACUGCCACCCCCAAGUUCUCAGACAGCUGGGAGAAAACAUCCGGCUAAACGGCUUCAUCCCGGAGCCUGACGUGACCUGGAGCAUCCAAACAGAGUCCCAAGGACAGAAGGUGGAAGGAGAGAAGUGCCAAAACCCAAAAGUGAUUGUUGCUGAGCUUGACUGGGGCUCAGUGACAGAAAAACAACUGCUGGGUGUCAGAGCUGAUGUUGUCAUUGCAGCAGAUGUGGUAUAUGAUCCUGAGAUAAUUUUGGCCCUCAUUGGGAUGCUGCAGAAACUCUCCACCUCCAGAGCAGACAGGAAAGCUCCUGAGGUGUUCAUUGCCUCCACAAUCCGAAAUCCAGACACGUAUCAGCUGUUCCAGGCUGAGUUGGAUAAAGUUGGCAUCAGGUGGCAGAUGAUUCCAGCCCACAGCAGCUGUAAUUUCCUCUAUGAUGUGCAGCCAGAUGUAACUAUUCUACAGCUAUUUAUAUAGGCUUGGCAAACAGAACUGGAAUUUUGAGACCAACAGGAGCUGUCUCAGCCUUGUGACAGGAUUAUCCUGAAUUCUGGAAAUGAGGUUCUGAGGAUACAACUGUACACAUGGACACUGGAGUCCUUCCUUCUCCUAAUUCCCAGCUUGGAUCUGAGCCUGCUGCUGCCCCUGGGAAGUGACUGAACCUCAAGCAGCAGAAACCAAAAAGCCCCAGUCACACUUCACUUCUGAUUUUGUAGAAGACAACAGAAUUCAAGUGGGGGGUGUUUUGUGUUGCGAUUUGUAAAUACUGGGGGCGACCUGCAGGAUCACAGGAUGAGCAGCUCACACAGACAAGGGAACAAAAUAAUGUUUCAGAGUAAUUAGUGGGUUUUGAUUCUAAAACCA